CAAAAGGUUGUGGUGCCCCUGUGCCACCCCAGACAAGCCUAGCCAAGGACGAGCUUCGCUGGAGGAAUUGAGCCUAGGGGCUUCUUCUUACGAAGCCCUUCAGCAGACACAGUCCACUAGCUUCAUCAACUUAUUUAACAAAAGAGGAGAAUGAGGCCCAGAGAAGCCAAGUGACUUGUCCCAGGAUACACAGCAUCAGCACCAGAGUCAGGACUUAAAAGAACCCAGAUCUCUUGGGUCCCAGACCCACUCACUGGACUAAGUUCAAAUCCUACACUGUCCCAACUUAGCUGUGUGAUCUUGGGCAAGUAACUGCCCCUCUCUGAGCCUCCUCACCUGUCAAAUGGGGGUAGUUAUUGGACUUCCAUCAUAGGUUUGUUGUGAAAAUUGAGUGAAAUCCAUCUACCGGGCACUGGGCCAAGUUUGCUGGAGGCGUUGGCUUAGUCACGCCUCCCAGCAGCCCCAGUGCUGAGUCCAGCUUGCAGCCACCCUACCCUUGCAUCCAGGCUCGAAACUGGCCUCUCCUGAGCCCAAGCCUCUGUGCUUUGCACAGAUCUCCAGCCUCUGAAGAUUUCUGGUUCCCAUCUUGGGUGCUGGCAGACCAGGUCUGGGGAUCAAGGGACUUGCCUCUCCCACCUUGCUCUUACACAGAAGAGGGGCUGAGGAAUUAAUGCAGCAACUGUGUACCAGACAUUGGAUCAGGCACUGGAGAUGACCAAUGGUGGAAGAUACAUGUCGUUUAACCAGCAGAUGAAGAAAUAAGAACAUUAAUGGGACCUCCCUGGUGGUCCAGUGGUUGGGACUCUGUGUUCUCAUUGCUGAGGGCCUAGGUUCAAUCCCUGGUCAAGGCACUAAGAUCCUACAAGCCUCACCAUGUGGCCAAAAUAAGAAAAAGAAAUAAGAACAUUUCAGAGAGGGACACGUCUGUGAGGGCAAUAAUGUGAACACGAGUAGCACUUCGACCAGAAUGAUCAGGGAAGGCCUCGCAGGGGAGGUGACCUUUGAAGGAACAUUUAUAACAACUACUGGAGUUCAAUAAACUCAGCACAGUGCCUGGCUUGCAAGAGGGAAACACACAAGUCUUGCUGGUUGGUUCUGGGAUGGAAGAGGAGCUUGCCAAGGGUUCCUGCUGACAGGCUCCUGGGACCAUGGGCCUUGGGCCCUGAGGACACAGGGCUCCCUGUGGCCAUGACGACGGGUGACUGUUGUCACCUCCCCGGCUCCCUGUGUGACUGCUCCGAUAGCCCUGCCUUCUCCAAGGUCGUGGAGGCCACAGGCCUCGGGCCACCCCAGUAUGUGGCCCAGGUGACUUCAAGGGAUGGCCGGCUCCUCUCGACCGUCAUCCGGGCCUUGGACACACCAAGCGAUGGUCCCUUCUGCCGGAUCUGCCAUGAGGGGGCAAAUGGGGAGAGCCUACUGUCUCCAUGUGGGUGCACUGGCACGCUGGGCGCUGUGCACAAGAGCUGUCUGGAGAGGUGGCUUUCCUCGUCCAACACCAGCUACUGCGAGCUGUGCCAUACAGAGUUUGCAGUGGAGAAGCGGUCCCGAUCUCUCACAGAGUGGCUGAAGGACCCUGGGCCUCGGACAGAGAAGCGGACGCUGUGCUGUGACGUGGUGUGCUUCCUGUUCAUCACGCCACUGGCCGCUAUCUCAGGCUGGCUGUGCCUGCGAGGGGCCCAGGACCACCUCCGGCUCCACAGCCAUCUGGAGGCCUUGGGACUGAUCGCCCUCACCAUCGCCCUGUUCACCAUCUAUGUCCUCUGGACGCUGGUCUCAUUCCGCUACCAUUGCCAGCUGUACUCUGAGUGGAGAAGGACCAACCAGAAAGUGCGCCUGAAGAUGCAGGCUGAUGGCUCCGAGGGCAGCCAGCACUCCCCACUGGCGGCUGGACUCCUGAAGAAGGUGGCUGAGGAGACGCCCGUGUGAAGGCCGGGUCGGCCUUGCCAUCUGGGCUGGAGGCAGCUGGCAAUGCCCUGGUGUUCAGAAGGACAGAAACUGCCUGACCCUUCCUGCACAGCCGGAGCGCUUCUCAGGCCAAGAGACGCCGAGCGGAGGAGCCGAUUCUGUGAUUCCUGAGUGAAGCUGUUUUCAGAUUGAUUUUGCACACUCUCGUAUGCAAGGAUGAUGAACAGACAGACGUGGUCCCAAGCUCCGGAUGGAGCAGGCACCCUGAUCUCCUUCUGAAGUCUCCUUGGCCCCUCCUGGGCCACCAGUCGUGGCCAGAGGCAAGUCUUGAGUGCCCAUCGGGCCGAGAGGCUCUGCAGGCUUCUUGCAUUUUCCUGCACCUGGCAGGCUCGCUUUCCAGGCACCCUUGACUUUAUAACGUUGCACCACAUUUCAGAACACCCCCCCUGCGAAUGAAUAAAAGAAGCCCCUUGCUGGACAAAA
Messenger RNA from Budorcas taxicolor (takin), 2388 nucleotides. RefSeq names its product membrane associated ring-CH-type finger 2 (gene MARCHF2). Bases 1189 to 1926 code for a protein of 245 amino acids. The transcript is spliced from 6 exons. NCBI's taxonomy places the organism in Eukaryota, Metazoa, Chordata, Mammalia, Artiodactyla, Bovidae. The record is from RefSeq and is a predicted model, not a curated record. Gene Ontology annotation, molecular function: zinc ion binding; ubiquitin-protein transferase activity. Gene Ontology annotation, biological process: protein ubiquitination.